Messenger RNA from Anisakis simplex (herring worm), 399 nucleotides. The record is from the annotation of a GenBank genome assembly. Lineage: Eukaryota; Metazoa; Nematoda; Chromadorea; Rhabditida; Anisakidae.
AUUUUGGAAGAGUUACAAGUGUACGAUCUGAGUAAGAAAUCUGAAGCAUGGUUACAACAGGCACUUCCGUCGAAUCCACGUUUGACGGUAGAUGAAAGUGGUAAAUUCCUUUUCAAGCCACCAUUUAAAGUGAAGGGUAAGAACUCGUUGUUGGCACUACUGAAGAAAUAUCAUCAAGAGGGUAAAGGUGGAAUAUUGCUAUCGGAAUUAAACGAGUGCAUUCCGGCUGCUGAUAAACACAUCGAGGCACUAGGAAAUCUGGUGAUCGAUAUGCCAACGCAAGCAAAUAAACGUAAAGAUCACGUGUACUUCUAUAAUGACCCAGAUACGGACUAUGCAAUUGAUGAGGGUGAGUUGCGAUUACAUUUUUGGAGUUUUGGAUUCGUUAUUUUUGAAUAA